This is a messenger RNA of Pieris macdunnoughi, 1176 nucleotides long. Lineage: Eukaryota; Metazoa; Arthropoda; Insecta; Lepidoptera; Pieridae. The record is from the annotation of a GenBank genome assembly.
AUGCAGUACAGUGAAGACGAUGACUCUCAAAAUGGGUUUUCGGAAUCGACUCAAGGAUUAUCUAAGGCAGAGUUGAGAAAGACAAAUAAGCCAAUAAUGGAAAAGAAGCGGCGCGCGCGCAUCAACAAUUGCCUCAAUGAACUGAAGGAUUUACUACUGGACUCUAUGGACAAAGACCCGGCACGCCAUUCAAAAUUAGAAAAAGCGGAUAUUUUAGAAAUGACAGUGAAGCAUCUUCAGACUCUUCAAAGACAGCAGCUUGCAGCAGCAAUAGCAGCCGACCCAGGAGUCCUUCAUCGCUUUAAAGCCGGCUUCGGUGACUGCGCAGUGGAAGUCCGAAGAUACCUCUCAAGACUAGCAAGCGUUCCAACUGGACUCCGCUACCGACUGGGAAACCAUCUCAACUCAUGUAUCUCCGGAAUUGAACACCUACAUCCCUCUGAAUAUGCGCCCCUGGUACCAGACCCUUUAAGACUCGACGAUGAAAGACCCAGCGCCUUCCACUAUGUCAAGUCCACGCGACCAACCAGCCCACCAUUAAGCCCCCUGUCGUGUGACUCAGCAUGCGACUCCUCAACAGAACUAGAAACUCCUCCUCGCCCCGUUAAAACAUAUCCCUUCCCAACACCACCCAGCCAUUCGGCGUCAGACCAAGACACCAGCCCUGAACAAAAAGCAACGGUGUCCUCAACUACAAUUUCCCCAGAAAUGCUAAAACAAGAAGCCUUAAGGAAUAAGAAGCUUAUGGAACCACUGUCAAUAGUUAUAGAUGUUGAGAACUACAAAAUCGGGAUAGAUGCAUCACCAAAACGCGCUGUGGACUACUCAAUCAGACACAAAUAUAAACGUCACGCUGACAGCUUAGGACCGCCAGCUAAAGUCUUACGGUUGGAUGAGAAGUCCAUUACGCCACAGAAGAGAGAAGAACACGCAACCUUAGAAUCGUUCAGAAGAGUACCAGAAAGGGUAUUGCAUACUGAAAAAAAGUUAUCGCUACCGCAAAGUAUCCCUGUACCGGUGGAGGUGCCAUCACAAAGCCGAUCUGUUAUAAGCCAUACUGCAGAGUCCUUGGCUCAGUCCAGCACGAGUAAGGUGGCAAAAGACAAGGCAGAAGCAGACACAAGUUCAAAAUCUCCUGUUCAAGGCACGAGUACUGAAAUGUGGCGACCUUGGUGA